Oldenlandia corymbosa var. corymbosa is the source of this 2907-nucleotide messenger RNA. NCBI's taxonomy places the organism in Eukaryota, Viridiplantae, Streptophyta, Magnoliopsida, Gentianales, Rubiaceae. The record is from the annotation of a GenBank genome assembly.
GGGAUUUCGUUAAAUUGCUGUUGGAGUUUUGGUAGUAUCAAUCUGAGAGUGAUAGAAUUCGAUCUCUUACCACUCAUUUGAGGGUAAGCAUUAUUUGAGAAAUCUUGUUUCUUCUUUGAUGCAGCCAAACAAUAGUGUUGCUCCCAGUUGCUUUAGAGUGCUGUGCGUAUUUGUGUUUUCCUCCAUUCUGCCUGUUUUGUCUUUUAAAAUAGUGGUAUUGGAAUUUAAUUUUGCAUUCUUGAUCGUCUCAUCAUGAGUUACAUGGUUUUUCUAUUUCACUUUCCCUUUUGUUUUCAUCAUUUCUUGGAUGGCUGCAAUGCUUCUGCAAUGAAAAUUAGGCUGGUUGGAUCUCAAAAUAAAUUUGUAGGAUUAAUAUUUUCUGGAUUCGCUGCAGAACCAUACUUGUAGGUUUUUUUUUUUUAUUUCUUUUUUUUUACCUUAUUCUGAUGACUAUGAAUAUUUACCAGGCCAUCUUAGUUCCAGUGUAACAAUCAAAUUCAUUUUGAACUUGUUUUCGGAUUUGUGCAUACAGUUUUCUUAUUUUUCUCAAUAUGUUUGUUCUUUUGUAGUUUUCUUGUUCCUUUGCAUUUGCCAGUCAAGCUUUCAUUAUUCCUUUUGUUGUUCAUGUGUGCAAACAUACUCUAUAGGUGAGGCAUAUACAGAACUUCAUACUCUUUUAAUUCUUCUUCAGGUUGAUCUUUUGGUAUGGCGGCAAUAUUGGCUUGUCAGAGCUGCUAUUGCCGCACUGAAGACAAAUUAAACCUUCGAAGCUCAAGACAAGAUCUUGGAUUCUUAGAUUCUUUAUCUGUAUGGAGUUCAUGGAACAUAGAAACAGGUUCGUCCAAUAUAUCGAAAGCUAAAAAGAGCUGUUGGCAUCAAGUUAUCAUGCAACAAAAGGAGGUCCGUGUAGAUUUAGGUACCAAUGGUAGGCCUAUUACAAUGGUACCUGCAAGUGAAGUAGCAAAGAGAAAGACACCAUUGGUAAAUAAUAAUGGUGCAGUAAAUGGUUCAAAAAGUUUAAGUAGUGGAGCAGGUGUAAAGAAAAAUGAACCAUCCGUGGACCAUGCAGUGAAUGGUUCAAGAAUGGCUGUGAAUGGAUCAGUUACUGGGAAUCGAGCAACCUUAGUGAAGAGAAAUUCUCCCCCACCCAUUAUUCAGGUGUCCAAAUCAGUUGAGCUCCCUCCUCUUGAAAAUCCAAGGGUUUUGCCUUCAGAUGAAGGCUUCAGUUGGUCAAGGGAAAAUUAUAAUUCUUGGCAAAGAACCAUCGAUGUUUGGUCUUUUGUUCUCUCAUUGCGUGUCCGGGUUCUCUUUGACAAUGCUAAGUGGGCUUAUCCAGGAGGCUUUACGGAAGAAAAGCAGAAAGCAAGAAGACGCAAAACUGCUUCAUGGUUACGAGAAUGUGUGUUGCAACUUGGACCUACAUUUAUUAAACUUGGGCAGUUGUCCUCGACAAGAUCCGAUCUGUUUCCCCGAGAGUUUGUGGAUGAGCUUGCCAAGUUGCAGGAUAGAGUUCCCGCAUUUCCGUCAAAGAAAGCGAAGGAAUUCAUCGAAAAGGAACUUGGAGCUCCAGUUCGUAUGAUAUUUAAGGAGUUUGAGGAAAUGCCAAUUGCAGCUGCUAGUCUUGGUCAGGUGCAUCGUGCAAUCUUACACAAUGGAGAAACAGUAGUCGUCAAAGUUCAAAGACCGGGCCUGAAGAAACUUUUUGACAUUGAUUUGCGCAACUUGAAGUUGAUUGCUGAAUACUUUCAGAAAAGUGAAACUCUUGGUGGUCCAACAAGGGACUGGAUAGGAAUCUAUGAUGAAUGUGCCAAGAUUUUGUACGAGGAAAUUGAUUAUAUAAAUGAAGGGAAGAAUGCUGAUAGAUUUCGCCGGGAUUUUAGGAAUAUAAAGUGGGUCCGAGUACCUUUGGUUUAUUGGGAUUACACAGCAACAAAGGUGUUGACACUGGAGUAUGUUCCAGGAGUUAAGAUAAACCAGUUGGAUAAGAUAGAUGCACGUGGUUUUAGUAGAACUCGGAUUGCAUCACGUGCUAUUGAGGCCUACUUAAUCCAGAUCUUGAGGACAGGUUUCUUUCAUGCUGAUCCACAUCCCGGAAAUCUUGCUAUAGAUGUCGAUGAAGCACUCAUUUACUACGAUUUUGGUAUGAUGGGAGACAUAAAGAGUUUCACAAAGGAGAGAUUGUUGGAACUUUUCUAUUCAGUUUAUGAGAAGGAUGCAAAAAAGGUAAUGCGCAAUCUCAUUGACUUGGGUGCGCUGCAGCCAACUGGGGACAUGUCAUCGGUGAGGAGAUCAGUGCAAUUUUUCUUAGAUAACUUAUUGAAUCAAACACCAGAUCAACAGCAAACUUUUUCUGCAAUCGGCGAGGAUUUAUUUGCUAUAGCAACAGAUCAGCCGUUUCGCUUUCCUUCAACUUUCACCUUUGUGCUCAGGGCAUUUUCAACUCUUGAAGGCAUUGGCUACAUACUGGAUCCAGAUUUUUCCUUCGCUAAGAUUGCUGCGCCAUAUGCACAGGAACUCUUGGAUAUGAGACAGAGGCAAAGGACUGGAACAAGACUUGUUCAGGAGUUGCGUAAACAAGCUGAUGAUGCCAGAACAUCCACAGUUUCCAUGCCUUACAGAAUUCAGCGGAUAGAAGAGUUUGUGAAAGAACUCGAGUCAGGAGACUUGAAACUACGAGUUCGAGUUCUGGAGUCAGAAAGAGCUGCUAGAAAAGCAACCAUAUUGCAAAUGGCCACCAUGUAUACAGUUUUAGGUGGCACCCUGCUGAACCUCGGGGUUACCUUUAGCAAUCAAGGCAGUCCAGUCAUAGCAAAUGGAUCUUUUGUUGGUGCAGGUGUCUUCCUCGCCUUGUUUAUGAGAUCAAUGCAAAGGGUUAAGAAACUCGAUAAAUUCGAGAAAAUGAUAUGA